GCAGCACGUGACCCGGAAAGCGCUCUAGCAGCGCCUCCAUGAAGGCGGCGCGGAAAGCUUUGUCGCGCGCUUCGAGAGGCGCCCGAGUCACGUGGCACAUCUGCCCGGAUUGGGCGCCACGAGCGAGCGGGUUUGACUGAGUAAGGUGAAGCAGAGCACAAGGCGGGUCGCCGCUCUGGCACAGCGUUUCGCUGCGACCUUUUAAGGCCCAGCCCUUACUCGGAGGACUAGAGCAGCACGCACUCUUAUGACGAGCAUCCGCCGCGCGCCGCUGCGGGGCAGCCGCACGAGACAGAGACCUACCUGAUCGCCUCCUCCCUUCGGCCGGACGCUCCAGGUACGUCAGCACGUCACGCACCAGACACGCCGCUAAGCCUCGCCCCGCAUCCCAUUGGGCGGAGGGAAAUGGUCACUGGGUGCUAUUCCCUUCGGCGUCCUCUAGGAGGCGCGCCAGGUUACUGGGGGAGGAAAAGCUUCAGCCCCAUUUCCAUGAGGUUGGUUCAUGUCGCUGCUAAAUGAUAAGCUCCACCAGGUUUAGGCCCCUGACCAUGGACUGUGCUGACUAGGACUGAGGGGAGCAGGAACCCAGUAACAUGUGCAGGUCCCUUAACCAUUGGCCUAGCAUUUAGGCUUACUGUAUAUCCAAUCCUCCUUGGCUAGCACGCUUCUCUUCACCCUGAGGGGGAAUAAGCAAUGCAGUGAGCUCCACAAGCAGGAUAAGGGGUGUUCCUGUUCCUCAGGGAUGAUGUGUUCACUUCUUCAGCAGAAGGAUUAUGUUGUUGCCUUCCUUCUUCCUUCAUAUCUGUUCCAGGGUGUUGCAUGAACAUUCCUGCAUCUGCAACAUGAAUGCAAUAGCCGAACAUAAGUUCCGUUGAAAAUGGCCCUUUUUUGCUUUCCGUUCAAGCACUGUCAUUCGUACGUGUGCACACUUCUUAAAAGUUAGCCUCCAAGACUCAGAAUGGUAUUUAUAUUACAAAUACAGAUUUACGAAGCACUCAGUGGUAGGAUGGAAGAUCUCCGGUUCAAUGCCAUCCAGCAGUUGCUGCUGCUCGGAGUAGAUGGAAUUGAGCCCGUAUGGAAUCAGGAUGAGUUCUCUUGUCUGUUACGUAAAGCAAGUAUGAACAAUUUCGUAAGUUGAAAUUUCAACAUCUGCGUCGGGGUGGGGGAACCUUUGGCCCACCAGAUGUUGCUGAACUGCAGGGAAAACUUGGCCAACAACAUAACAACAACAAAACGUGGCCAACAACAUGUAGUUCAGCAACAUCUGGAGGGAAAACAGUUCCCCAUGUUUGGACCACACAACUCAUUAAAGUAGCAGGAACACUGUCAUCGUUUUCAUCUCGCCACUCUGUGUAUCAUCCUGCUGAAAAUUAUUCCCACAGAUAACUGGUUGACCAACCAUAUACUGCAAUAACUUAGUAAAUGGUCAUUUUAUCCAGGGUCACGUGUGGCAUUAUCCCAAAAUAAGUGAAGUUAUGGGCUUGUGAAAUACACAUGGUGACGAGAACAUACCAUUCUAUCUCUACAUUUGGCAUUACCAACAUGAAAAAAAGAAAGAACUCCUUGCCAUGGGAACUAGGGACAUAGUGGCAAAGGGCAGCACUUAAAAAGAGGAAUGCACUCACUGGUAGUUACAGAGAUUUUGUAGCGAACAGCAGCAAUGGAAAAAUGUGGAGAGGAGCCAAAAACUGCUUAUCUUUCAGCCUAGUCCAGGGAGAGGCCCUGCGGUCCCAUCUCUCUCCCUCUCUUGCAGCCUGAUGGAAUGGUUGCUGUACAUGACAGUGGAUGCAGACAGGGAAUAAAGCUGAUUGAUAUGGUAAGAAUACAUUCCAAAGAGGCCCAGAUAGCAGGCCUCUAUAGGCCAUGUGUGUAGCAUUCAUGUGUCACAAAAGAUACCGUAUAUGAGGUGUAUCAGAGUAUGCAAGCUCAUUUUGUAACACGUAUAGUGGCCUUUUGUGGGUGGUUCUCAGGCUUUGUCACCAUCCCCUCCUGUCUAGAUACAUCCCUAUAGAAGAGGGAUGGGAAACCUGUGUCCCUCUAGGUGUUGCCACAGUUACAACUCCUAUCAUCCCUGAGCAUUGGCCAUAUAAGAUGGAGCUAAUGGGGGUUGGAGUCAAACAAUAGCAUAUCUAACACACCCUCAAUCACUCACAGCACAAAACUAUUUGGUGAGCAAAGACCUGACAAAACAGGUCUAGAAGGGUGAAACUUUGCUUUGGAAGUGUGAGCUUUCAGGGCAGUAUGAUUUGCAGUGGCGUGGAGCAGAAAUGAUUUUCAAAUAGGACACUUGCCUAUCUUCUUACCCUUGCAGCUCCUGUCUGUGGCUGGAAUAUGGUUCCUCAGCAGAAGAUACUGAUGUGACUGCUACUUGCAUAUCCCACUUUGUGGUCUGGACUGCAGCACCUUGGGAGAGGAGACAAGACACAAAGCUGAACCUAUGAUAUAUAUCUAGUUCCAAAUAAUUAAGCACCCUUAGGAGUUCUCAUUGAACUUAUUUUAACUUGAGUCUUUUCAGCUCUUAGAAUUGCCUUGAACAGAUUUCACCCUGUUGGCCACUAGUAUGAUGCCAUCUCCUUCAAAGUAUGUGCAAGAACUUCUGUUAAUCUUUGCCUUCAGUUUGGCCUCCUGCAGGGCUACUGAUGCCCUGUACCAUGACUACUGUGUCAUUGGGGCUGGCCCCGCGGGCUUGCAGAUGGCGUAUUUCCUCCAACAUGCAGGCCGAGACUAUGUGGUCUUUGAACGCAGCCAUGCGCCCGGGAGCUUCUUUGCCCUGUAUCCACGCCACCGGAAGCUUAUUAGCGUCAACAAGCGUUACACUGGCAAAUCCAACAGUGAGUUCAACCUUCGCCAUGAUUGGAACUCGCUACUCAGCCACAACCGCCGGCUGCUCUUUCGACACUACUCCAAGGACUUUUUCCCAGACGCUGAUGCCAUGGUGCGUUACCUGGGGGACUUUGCUUCCACGCUGGACCUCCAGGUGCGUUACAACACAUCCAUCACCCGUGUGAUGCUGGAAAAGGACAUUAAGGCAUGGAAUGGCCAUUUCUUCAUCCUAACUGACCAGAAUGCUCAGUUUUAUAAAUGCAGGUGAGUCAUGAAGAAAACCUACUUAGAGGAGGGAAAUGUUCACAUGGCACAGCUCUGAUUGGGCCUGAUUGUGAAAGUGUAAUUUCCUAGAGAACCUACAGCCCUCCAGAUCUUCUUGGACUCCAACUCCCAUCAGCCCCAGAUGACAUGGCCAGUGUCAGCAAUGAUGGGAACUGGAGUCCAAUGACAUAUGGAGGGCCACAGCUUCCCCAGCCCUGCUGUCUAGCCUGUGAUAGCUUUGGAAAUUGGAACAGAUCUUCUGGAUUGGCUAUGCCUUCAGCAAGCCUGAUCGAAAUCCUUACUAUAUGUUUCAGUGUCCUAUUGGUAGCUACGGGAACGUGGGUUCCUAACAAAGUGAACUUCCCCGGUUCAGACUACGUCGAAGGCUAUGAGUCUGUGUCCAUCGAUCCAGAAGACUUCGUUGGCCAAUCUGUACUGAUCUUGGGCCGAGGAAACUCUGCCUUUGAGACAGCGGAGAACAUUUUGGGCGUCACCAAUUUCGUGCACAUGGUGGGCCGCUCUCGUGUUCGCCUUUCCUGGGCCACUCAUUAUGUUGGAGAUUUGAGGUAAGAACCUUUUGCCAGUGAGAAGUGACAACUAAACAUCCAGGGGUGCCCUAAAAGCUGUGGGGAAAGCAUCAUGUAACACCAUUUAAGAGAGGCGUGGGCAAUGCCCAGCAUGCUAGACCCCUUAAAGCUGGCUCCCAGGACUCUCCCAAAGCCAGCCAGCCAGCCUUUCCUAACCUGGUGCUCUCCAGCUGUUCUGGACUACAGUUCCCUUCAGCCCUAGUCAGCACAGUGCUGGUUAAGGUUGAUGGGAGUUGUAGUCUAGAACAGAUGGGCUACUUUCUGAAAUGUGAACUAAAAGUGACUACCCCCCCCAAAAAAAAGCUUAAAAACAAGAGUAAAAUUAAUUAUGCAUUUAUCCUCACUGUUUAUCCUUGCUCUUUUACAAGUCACUGUUCUCUUACAUUUCUUAACUGCCUUUCCAUUGUGUUCUCAAAAGAACACACAAUAAAUGCUGUCAAACAAAUUUUGGACUUCCUCCUCCCCAGCAUUAUUAAAACCAAUAUAGAACAUGACUACAUAGAAGGCGUGCCUUAUACCAGGUUCUCUACGCCGGCUGGCAAUGGUAUUUCCACAGUUGACAUGCAGAGCGCUAAAUCCCAUCUGUCUUGUGACCCUACGAUUCUUGGCUUCUCGGCUCCCAUUAUCUGUACAGUGGUACCUCGAGUUACAUACGCUUCAGGUUACAGAUUCCGCUAACCCAGAAAUAAUACCUCGGGUUAAGAACUUUGCUUCAGAAUGAGAACAGAAAUUGUGCUCCAGCGGCGCGGCAGCAGCGGGAGGCCCCAUUAGCUAAAGUGGUGCUUCAGGUUAAGAACAGUUUCAGGUUAAGAACGGACCUCCGGAACAAUAUUAAGUCCUUAACCCGAGGUACCACUGUACUCCACUUGGAAAUUCUCUGAACGUGGAGCCAUUUUUAAAUUUAUGUAACCAAUAAACGCUCCCUUCCUUAGAGCCAUCAACAACGGCCUCCUGGACACGUAUCAGCUGAAGUCCCUGGAUGGGCUUCUGGAAGGUGACUUGGAAGACUUGGUUCUCGUCAAGGAUAAGAAAGGAAAGCUGCACAUCACCCUCCGCUUCUACCUGGAGAACAGCAACAGCAGUGAAGCAGAGUCCAUCCUCCUCCCUCAGGAUGAGCUGGACAACUUUGCCACUCGAGCACCUUACGACCGCGCCAUUGGCUGCCUCGGCUGGAAAUUCGACUUCUCCAUAUUCAACAAGUGAGAUAGGCCUGGGCCCAAAGUGACAGGGAGGAUGCAUGAGACCAGGGGGCGUGGGGGCUGGGCAGGGGGCAUGGCUGAAAAGUUCUGGUUUGGACUUUGGCAGAGAUCCUUUCAGACACGCCCAUAACCUUAUCUCAGCCUCGACUGUCUCCAUUUGCCCUUUCCCCACCCCACACAGGUCUGUGGGGCUGAUACAAGGCAAAGGCAGUAAGAAGAAGUAUCCUCUGAUCAAGCCCAGCUACGAAGCCAAAGCCACCCGGGGCCUUUUUGUUCUGGGAACCGCAAGCCACUCAGUUGACUUCAGGAAAUCUGCUGGAGGCUUCAUUCACGGGUUCCGAUACACAGGUGAGCUUGGAGACAGGAGUGGGUUGUGGAGAAAGCCAACGUCAACCAGCCAGCCCAGCACUGAAGCUGCUCUGGUAUGGGGUGUUUCUCUUCUUUUUAUUAUUAGUUUUGGUAACUGAAUUGAACAACGCAACACUUGUUAUUGUCUUUAUUAUGAAAAUUAACAUUCCGCCCUUCCUUCCAAAGGAAGCCAGGUCAGCAAACACACAAGCAAUAAAACAACGAAAAUGCCUGAAAAACAAUACCAGUACAGAUGCAGAUUGUUGUUGUUUCCAAAGUGUACUAACAAUAGAAAUGCUACUAUAAAUAAAGGGAAAUAACAUAAGACCAUAGAAUUUUAGAGCUGGGAAAAUUCAUUAUGUAUUGCAACUUUAUGUGGAGUUUGUGGAAAUUUUAUAUAUAUAUAUAAUUUUAGAGUUGGAAGGGACCUUGGAAGUCCUUUAAUUCAACCCCCUACACAGUGCAGGAAUCUUACAACUGCAGCAUCCCUGAGAAGUGACCUCUGCUCACAGAUCUCCAGCAGAUGAGAGUCCACCACCUACCAAAGCAGUCCGUGUUCCACUGUUAACAGUUCUCACCUGCCUCUGGAGCAGUAGAGGACAUUGCAUGAAGAUCAUUACAAGAUGAGAGGCCUUUACCUCUUUAUAUCAGCUGAUAAACUUUUGGCCUUCCAAAUGUUGGCCUAUGGUCAGUGAGGAUGGGAGUUAUGGUCCAACAUCAUCGGGGGGGGGGACAGACUCCCUACCCCUGGUUCCAGUUAAAAUUAUGUUACCAUUUACAAUAGUGAAUGAAGAGUAACCAGCAUUUUAUGUCCUCCUUUCUCCUUAGCUUGUAAGUACAUUUUAAAGUAAUAUCUCUCUCUCUCUCUCUCUUUCCCUACCCACCUCUCGCAGCUCGCGUAGUUCAUCGCUUAUUAGAAGUCCGUCACCACGGAGUCCCCUGGCCAUCCUCCCUCUACCCCAUUAUGCAGCUGACGAAUGCCAUUGUCAAGCGAGUGAAUGAGGCAUCUGGGCUCUAUCAGAUGUUCAGUGUGCUAGCGGAUGUCAUUCUGCUAAAAGAGUGAGUGAGUAGCGCUCCCUUCGUUUCCUUCCUGUGGCCCCUAGAAAUAUAUCCUAGCGGCACAAUUCCAUUCCCUCUUCCAUUCCUUGCUUUGCAGCCUCAAGACAUUCCAGGAAUCCAUGAAGGAGGGAGCCAAACACACAUCCCAUGAAAUAGUGUUCUAAAGCUCUGGCACAGCAGUCAAGAAGGCCCAUCCUUCUUGUGGGGGCCAGUCUGACCUCUGGGUGUGAUGGAUGGGACCUGAAGCAGGGCUGCCUUGGCUGUUGUUAACCCAGAAGCAGCCAAUUUGAUGCCUUCCAGAGGUUCUUGAACUCUAGCUCCCAUCAACCCCAGCCAGCAUAGUCAGUGGAAGAUGGGAGCUGUGAUCCAGCAACAUCUGGAGAACCAGGGGUUCAUUUGGAAUACCAGGGGUAUUCCCUUGCAGUACCAGGGACCCAGACAGCAUAGGACUAAGCCAGCACCUGGAAUUGGGUCCAGUAGGUGUUUCAGAGCAGGUGUAAUAUGACUGUGCCAACUCCUACCCAACACAAAUAGGAUGGUAGCAGCUGCAGUUUUUCAAGCAAUCUUAUACUGUGGCCUUGAGUCAGACUGUCUUGUCUACUCAGUCCUGCCUGCCCUGACUGCCUUACCUUGAGAUUUCAUGUGCUCUGCCAAUGAACUACAACCCUUUCGCAUGGGCAGCCUCACAUGGUCACUAAGGUAUGAAUGAAAUUAUUCAGAUAUCUCUUCCAGCAGAGGGCACACAAUACCAGCCUUCUAGACAAUCCUAGAAUAAGAACACAAGCAGAACAUCCUGGAUCAGACCAGUGGUCAGUCUGGACCAGCAUCCUAUUCCCCCAGUGGCCAACCAGAUUAUUGUGGGAAAAGCAUAAGGAAGAUUCAAGCACAAGAGCGCUCUCACCUCCUGUGGUUUCCAUCAACUGGGAUCCAGAAGCCUUAAGCCUUUGGCCAUUGAGGUGGAGCAUAGUAGUCAUUGGCUAGUAGCCAUUGCUAGGAGUAAAGCAAGGUCUAGGACCACCAGCAAGCUGUGAAGCCAGUAUUCCUGGGUGGGAGACUACAGUCGUAUCUAGUCCUCUGAGCCCACCAGCAUCUGCAUGUUCUGCUAAGUGAGCCCAAGAAUAUUUGUUCUGGUUGUGCCUAGGAAUGCCACAGAAUUUGAGUACCUGGAGGAGUAUCCGGUUGGGGUCCUGCAAGACCUGGAAUGGCGCACAGGGAAAAAAGUUCAGAAUGGGCUUUUUGUCAUUGUGAUGGAGUAUGGAAAGAAUUUUUCUGGGGCUGACAAGGACGUCUUCUAUUACAACCGCGCUGUGGGUGAAGCCCGCCAUGCUUGGCAGUCCAAUUUCCUGCAUCCUGUCAUUUAUCACUACAAACGCCUCCCUACUGGUAAGCAAAGUGGGUUUUCAGUUCUUCCUGCAAGCAUUCCUGCUUUUCAUUGUUGUGCCUCUCUACCCAUUUUAGGGGGGAAUGUUAGAAACCUUGAGUCAGGCUUGGGAAACAUUUGGCCCACCAUGUCUGCCCACCCCACCCCACCCAGCCCCAUCUCCUUCAGUUCUUUCCUGCUGCCUUUUCAAGUGAUGCCUCCAUUGCUUCCUUCCUCUUUUGUUAACUUUCUCCAUUCCUCCUGUCCUGCCUACUUGCCCUCGAUUCUUUAUCCUGAAUGUACAUUUAUGUUUGGCGCUCCCAACGACUCUCCCAACAGAGCGUGAAAUGAGGCUCUGCCCACCAGACUGGCCCUUGCCCCGCCCAGACGCCAUCCAUCACAUUGUGGAGGACUUUCUGACAGACUGGACCGCUCCAAAUGCCCACAUCCUCCCGCUGAGACGGUUCUUGGAGAAUUGCUUGGAAACGGACCUGCGCAGAUUCUAUGCAGGUAACCUGCGGACUGGUUGACUGGAAACUACUGUGUAUUGGGGUGAGGCAAAAAAAAAGAUGGUGGAGGGGAGCCAGUUAACACCUAAGGAAAUAUCAGGGUUUGAAUCUUGUGUCUUCUCUUACCACUGAGCUACAGCUCCUUCCCCUAAGCCAUUUAGCCUCUAGUGUUUUCUGCUUAGGAAGUGAGUUACAUACAAGUAACCACCAAACUCCCCCUGCCCCAACUUGUAAGCUAAAUACAGUGGUAUCUCAGGUUAAGUACUUAAUUCGUUCCAGAGGUCCAUUCUUAACCUGAAACUGUUCUUAACCUGAAGCACCACUUUAGGUAAUGUGGCCUCCUGCUGCCGCCACGCCACCGGAGCACGAUUUCUAUUCUCAUCUGAAGCAAAGUUCUUAACCUGGAGCACUAUUUCUGGGUUAGUGGAGUCUGUAACCUAAAGCAUAUGUAACCUGAAGCGUAUGUAACCUGAGGUACCACUGUAGAGAAAUUUAAUCAGUGUUGGUGGAAAAUAUUCAUAUUACCAAUCUCUUUGAUUUGUAGGUUCAGGCUGGAAUUUUUUAAUUUAAAAGUUCAUAAGGAUGGUAACACUCAUUAGGAUGUUAAUGUGGAACAUUUCCCCCUUUUGUUUAGAAUCCUGCUUCCUGUUCGCCCUCACGCGUCAGAAAUUGCCUCCCUUCUGCCAGCAGGGAUACAUGAGAAUGCAAGGGCUCAUGGGUAAUGAGAGGCUUAGUCGUCAUGGAGUAGAAGCAGGAGUGCUUGAAGACUACACUGCUGUGGACUCCCCAGAUGAGCGGGAAACUGGCAGUACACAGUCACAUGACCCUCUGUUGGAAGAUCACAUGAUACCAAACCACCAGCUGCAGCAUCUCAUAAGCACCAAGGAUGAACUUUAGCCUUCCUUAGACUGCAUCAGAAACCACAAGGAUUGUGGUCACGGUACCAUGACAUAGACCUCUCCUGGGGCUCCAGCUUCCACUGCGUAUACUUGACUUGGAUUCCUGCCCAUUCCUUUAUGGGGGACCAUGACUUGCCAAAGACUUGUGUAGAUCUGUUGUUAUUUAUGAAGAGCAGAGUCCUUUACAGGAUAAGUGAGGGCUGAAACUGGGUAAUGCUGAGGCAUCCUGUUGCUCCUGUUCACUGUUGUAGCCUGCUGAUGGUGUUGCGUUUCUGCUGUAGGGGCCAGUCUCUAGCUUGUCGCAAGAGAGAAAAAGGGAUGGCACAGAUGACCUGCCACAAAAUAUUAUUCCUGACUGCAUGUUUUGUGGUGGUCCACAGCAGAAGUCAUUGGUUAUGGAUGCUAUGUGUUGUUUUGUCCUUGCAUAUCCUUGCAGAUUCUGUAUGUGCAUGACUUUACAAUCAGUUCGGUAGUAUUGGCUAAAGGAAUGCUGCUAAUGUGUAAUGCAGGGAAAUACUAUUGUAUCAAGGAGAGAAGGGGGAUGUCUCAAGAUGUCUCUGCUAAGAAUGAGCAGCUAGACCUGGAUCCCUUUGUUCCAUGUUUGAGAAAAUGCACUGCUGCCACAGUCCUCAGCUUGUUCUGUAGAACUGGCAUUCUUGUGUGCUAGCUUGCCCUUGAAAGGAAGGAGAAUUCCUGCACUCUUAACAAAAUCUCUCUCCUGUUUGCACUACACCCAGUUAGAAAGCACCCUUAAUUCAGUUCAGUUGUGAUGAAUUUUUAUUUUCUAUUGUGAUUGUAUUUGUAAUAUCCUAUUUUUUUAUAAAAAAUGCAAGAGUAGGUAGGAAAACUAUCUGCACUUUAUUGCACCCCUACACACUUCCAGCAGACCAAACUGGAAAGAGUUCGUCUCUUAUCUAUAUUCCCUUGCUCUUUAGCAGAUGGACAGAAUAGCCUUCUUCCUGCCACAAUCAUGGCACUUGUGCUUCCUGGGGAGACACCUUUCCAGCGACUGAUGCUCUUUGCAAGGGAUACACUUUAGCCCUCUUGCUUUAUUUAUAAAUACUUAAACCUCAUUUUUCGCCUACCAUUUGGUCUGGAGAAUUGAAAUGAAAAGGGGUCCAGUGCCUAACCAAAACACUGCUGCAAAUUUAGAACUUGGCAGGAUGAAGUUACAGGGUUAGGGCACAUGGAAGGGAAAGACCCGCGACACAGUGGCUGCACAUAUUUUGCAUGCAGACAAUCUCUGGGCCCAAAGGCAUCACUUUUUUUAUUCUGUCUCUUCAAUGACUCUUUAAAACCAGAGAUCCUGGUUUAAAACAAACUCUGGAUAAAGAAGCUGGCUUCUUGGCCUGUGGUUUGAAGUUGGCUUGUUUUGAAACUGACAAUAAAUUGUUCUAAACCAGGAUAUCUAGUUCAUUCAUAACGGGCCAGGAUUCUGCAAAACUGAAAAUAAACACUGGCAAAAUGCUUCACCAGGCUGGAGUAGAGGAACAAGCUCCCAUUGGCACAUGUAGCGCUAAAAACUAUGUCUAAUACUUUUCUAGGUCUUUUGCACUUAGGGGCCUCUGGCUAAGUUGGUGCAUGUGAUGAUCAUACAAAUCUGUCAUACUGGGAGAUUUGAGUUCCUUAUCUAAAAGAUAGUGCAGACUUAGUAUAUACAGCCUUAUUCUCUCCCUCUCCGCUUAUAUUCCUGUAAUUACUCCAAAGAACCUAUUGACAGCAUAUGUGUUGCCUUUAACUGGUGGUUUUCUUUUUUAAAAAAUGCUUUAGAAAGGGGUCAUUUUUCUGUCACCCUUUUCUCUGUGUGUCUUGGGGUGAAAGACAGAUGCAGUACCAAGAGAGGGGAUCGCCUUUGUUCAGUUCAACCUGAGGCCACACCAGAAACCUGCAGAACUUUCUCGCUUGAGAGUGUGCCACUAUCAAGCUACCGCCAUUCCUCUCAGCGUUUCAUUUAUCAUCCUUAACAAGGUACUCAGAUUGGUAGUCAACUAAGCUUGACUCAGAGUAGACUCAUUGAAAUUAAUUGACUUAAAAUCAUUGUUGAGUUGGAAGGGGCCCCCAAAGUCAUCUAGUCCAACCUACUGCAGUGCAGGAAUCACAGCUAAAGAAUCCCUGACAGAUGGCCAUCCGACCUCUUUUUCAAAACGUCCAAUGGAAGUCCAUCGCCUUCCAAAGUAGUCUAUUCCACUGUCAUGUUUAUUCAUUUCAGUGGGUCUAUUGUAAUGGGUCUAAGGCUUAGUUGAAUACCACCCUCAAUCUUCUUCUUCCAGGUUUUGCUGCUGUUUCCUAAGUGUAAUCAGUACAGCUGUCUCAACCCAGAACACAGAUUCAUCAUGGCCAAGGCUCAAAUUAAUACAAUGUGUCAGGGGUUAGGGCUGGAGAUUGCAAAAGUAUUGCUUCACCAGCCAAAGCCAGAGUUUACCAAAAUCAGUGAUUUUGCAAGACAUUCUUCAGAGAGGAUGGGCUUUGCUACUACUCCAUAGAGACUAUGCCCUUGCUGUUUGCCAGGUUAGAAUACCUGAGUAGCUCAGCAACCCAUUACUCUGCUGUCAGUGCCUAGGUCACAUUCAGAUUAUUUGCACAGAUUAGUGGUCCUGUGGCAGACUGGGAAAGUCGCAGUUUCUUUUUUAUAUGUUCAUUUUUUCAGAACAGUAUUUUUAUUAACUUAUUUUAAGAUAUAUGUCAUGAUCAAAUGGAUCAGCUGUUGUAAUGGUGUAGUAUAUUGCAUAUAAGUUUUGUAUGGUUGUAUUAUUGUGAUGAACUUUAAAAGGAAAAAAGUGUUUUCCAACCCCACCAACAAAAGUAGUGUCUGUCUUUGCUCAGCUAUGGAAUGGGGAGGGUGAUUCAUAAAGCUUGGCACUGGACCUCAGUGUCCGGGCAGAACAAUGGGGAUGGAGACGCUCCUUCGGGUAUACUGGGCUGAGGCCAUUUAGGGUUUUGAAUUGUGCUCGGAAACAUAUUGGGAGCCAAUGUAGGUCUUUCAGCACUGGUGUCAUAUGGUCUUGGCAGCCACUCCCAGUCAUCAGUCUCGCUUCUGCAUUCUGGAUUAGUUGUAGUUUCCGGGUCACCUUCAAAGGUAGCCCCAUGUAGAGUACAUUGCAGUAGUCCAAGCAGGAGAUAACCAGAGCAAGCACCACUCUGGCGAGACAGUCCGCGGGCAGGUAGGGUCUCAGCCUGCAUACCAGAUGGAGCUGGUAGACAGCUGCCCUGGACACAGAACUGACCUGCGCCUGCAUGGGCAGCUGCAAGUCCAAAAUGACUCCCAAGCUGCGCACCUGGCCACACAGGGGCACAGUUAUCCCAUUCAGGACCAGGGAGUCCUCCACACCUGCCCACCCCGUCCCCCAUAUAACUUGUUUUGAACCUUCUUCACACCUCC
This is a messenger RNA of Podarcis lilfordi (Lilford's wall lizard), 12427 nucleotides long. NCBI's taxonomy places the organism in Eukaryota, Metazoa, Chordata, Lepidosauria, Squamata, Lacertidae. The record is from the annotation of a GenBank genome assembly.